AACAACCAACGUUGAAAAGUGCCGCAGCUUAUGCUUUCUUUUACUGUCUAUGAGUUCAUACCGUCCAGAUUCUUAUUUUUCACUUUAGUGAUUUCGGAGUUGAUAUGAGAACAUGCUCAGAUAAGUGAAGCACAAUUAAUUUGUUUUUGUUUUUCAGUUUUUAAUAUUGACAGUAUUUCGGUUGAGUUUUGGUCUAUAGUUAUAAUGGGAGUGCAUGGGCUCUGGAGGCUGCUGGAGAGUACAGGGAAACCCAUCAACCCUGAGACUCUGGAGGGAAAGGUCCUUGCUGUUGACAUCAGUAUAUGGCUGAACCAGGCAGUGAAGGGUGUGAGGGACCGUGAAGGUAACAGUGUCCAGAACGCCCACCUCCUCACUCUCUUCAACCGCAUCUGUAAGCUGCUCUUCUUCCGCAUCAGGCCAGUCUUUGUGUUUGAUGGAGACGCACCACUGCUAAAGAAACAGACUCUGGCUCUGAGGAGGCAGAGGAAAGAGGAGUUGAGUCGGGAGUCGAAACAGACCAAUGAGAAACUUCUCAAAACAUUCCUGAAGAGACAAGCGAUCAAAGCUGCACUUGGAGACCGCAGUAAGGAUCCUCUACCCAGCCUCUCCACCGUGAGGAGAGAUGAGGUGGACGACAUGUAUGUUCUACCAGCCCUGCCAGCUGCAGAGAAGGACAAAAACAGUUCCGAGGAGGAGGAGGAGGAAGAGAAAGAGUUGGAGGAGACAGACGACGGCUAUCACAUGUAUCAGGGAGAAUUGUAUGAAGACCCCAACUCAGUGGACAUUAACUCAGAGGAGUUUGCCAGUCUGCCUCCUGAAAUGAAACAUGAGAUACUCAAAGACAUGAAAGAGUUCUCCAAAAGACGUCGGACCAUGUACCACAAACCCCCAGAGCAUUCAGGAGACUUUUCACAGUACCAGCUUGCCGGCCUGCUGCAGAGGAACAAGCUGAACCAGCGACUGCAGGGUGUGGAGAAAGAGAUGAGCCAGCAGAGCACCGGCAGCGCUCCACAGCUCUACCAACUGGACGGGGACCAGCAGAGUCACAGCGUAGAGUCACACCGACUGGUUUCAGAAGACUAUUCCCACUAUAUCCUUAUUAAAGGCUCCAAGAAGAGUGAGACUGCCCCCGAGAGCCGACCUGCAGCUGCAGCCUGGUCUGGGAGCUCCCUGACAGGCUGCAAAAGACGAGCAGCGGACAGACCUGAGCCACUGUGGCGUCCUGCUUGUGAGGACGAGGCAGAAGUGCAGGGUCCCUCCUCAAAAAACUCCAAACCCUCUGUCUUAAAACCGUCUCGGGGAGACACAUCACCUCCCUCGCCUCGUACACUCAAGGCGAUCCAGGCUGCAAUGAGCGACAGCUCAGACGAGGAGAAGGUGGACCAUGAUAAGGACGGCAGUAUGUCCCCGCGCACCCUGCUGGCAAUCCAACGAGCUCUAGCUGAGGAGGAAGAUGGCGCUGCUGCACACAGCACUCUAAUCAGCAGCACAUCCACCAAACUGCAGGCGAAUAUUCAUCAUCCUGGGCCACAAGUGGUCAUCGGCAGCUCAGAGGAAGAGACAAAACCUGAAGAUGUGAACCCUUUGCCUAAUGAAAAAUCUAAUUUUAAGGGGAACCCAACAGGCCAAAGUUUACACCGGAAAGAUGGCUUGUUUGUUAGUAGUUCUGAAGAUGAGAUGGAGAGUGUGAUCGGUCAGAGAAAUGAAGCACUCCGCUUUGCGGCGCAGCAACAAACUCCUGAGACGGAGAUGAAGUCAGAAGAGGAGACAAAGAGAAGACGGUUGACAGAGGAUAUACAGACGGGAAGUAGAGGACAGAUGGAGAAACCAGAAGAGCUGGAGGGAUUGAACACAAAGCCACGUGCUGCUGCUGCUGCUUCCAAUCAAAACGCAUUAUCCAUUAAUCUCUCUGCUCAACUAUUUGGAAAAGCCCUCAGUGCAGAGACUGAAAUUCAUCCUGCGUUGUUAAAGCAGAGGAGCAAAAAGAUGAUUGACGCUCAAGGGGAAAGGAACGGAGAUGAUGUGAAGUCGGAGGGCAGUGAGGAGAGCGAGUCAGAAGAGAGCUUCAUCGAGGUGUCAGACAAAGAAUUUCCAGAGGAGGAUGCAGAUGACUCACUAGUAAUGACGGGAGAGAAAGGAUCUCCAGAUGAGGCCCGUAGAGAUGAGACCAAGCAGGAAGAAAACCCAGAGGAAGGGUUGACAGAGGCUCCAGCUGCUGCUUUGGAAUUAGAGGAAGAAGAAGAAGACAAAAAGAGACGGACAGAAGAGAAUGCGCUAAAGGAGGGAACAGAGACAGAAGAAUCCAGCUCAACUCCAGCAAUCAAUGAAUGGGAACACUUUGAUGUGGAUGAGCUGGAGGCGCUGGAGAGCUCUCUGCAGGCGGAGCAGAGCAGCCUGAGAGAGCUGAAACAGCAGCAGGAGAGGAUGGCGAACACAGUCACUGGACAGAUGCACCUGGAAAGCCAGGAGCUGCUGCGGCUGUUUGGCGUGCCGUUCAUUGUGGCACCGACGGAAGCCGAGGCUCAGUGUGCAGCACUCGACCGCGCUGAACACACACACGGGACCAUCACGGACGACUCAGACGUGUGGCUGUUUGGAGGGAGACACGUCUACAAGAACUUCUUUAGCCAGAACAAAUAUGUUGAACACUACCAGUACAGUGACCUGCAGAGCCAACUGGGCCUGGACCGGACCAAACUGAUAAACCUGGCUUAUCUGCUCGGGAGUGACUACACAGAGGGCGUGCCGGGGGUCGGAUAUGUUACUGGCAUGGAGAUACUGAAUGAGUUCCCAGGGCCAGGCUUGGAGCCACUCUCACAGUUCAGUAAAUGGUGGUCAGAGGCUCAGGAGAAAAAGCGUCUGGUAGCUGAUCCUCGGGACACCAAGGUUAAGAAGAAAUUGAGGGACCUAAAACUGCACCCUGGGUUCCCUAACCCUGCGGUGGCUCAGGCUUACCUGCAACCUGCUGUGGACCAAUCAGAGAGCUUCUUCAGCUGGGGACGUCCACAACUCGACAUGAUCAAAGAAUUCUGUCUGAGUCGUUUUGGCUGGAGCAGUCGGAGGACAGAGGAGACUCUUCAGCCUGUGAUCAAGCAGCUCAACACCCAGCAGACUCAGCUGCGAAUCGACUCGUUCUUUCGCAUGGAGCAACAGGAAAAGCAGACGAUCCGCAGCCAGCGACUCCGCAGAGCCGUCACCUGCUUAAAGAGAAAGGAGAGAGAUGAAGGAGAGGAGGAGGAGGAGGACAGUGAGGAGGAGAUGCCAUCCCCAUCCAAAUUUAAGAAAGGGAAGGAAGCAAACAGGAGUCUGAAGAAAGGAGGAGGAGGCGAGAGAGAAGAAGAGAGGACCGUGUCAGGAGGAGGGUUUCUGGGGUCGGAGGUGAUUGUCAAAUCUCCUCUGAAGGAUGUCAGCAGCACCAGCCAGGAGUCCCUCUCAGUGAAGGCCGUCCCUCAGUCUACUAAGACUGUACCUCAGAGGGCCAGGAGGAGCAGCAGCAGCAGCUCGGGGGAGGACAGCGAUGGUGGCGGUGAAGUUGCUAUGGUUACAGCCCGAUCUGUGUUCGAAGGCAGCCGACGAGGCCACGGAGCGAGAAGCACAAGAGGGAGAGGAAGCACAAGAGGGAAGGGAAGGGCGAAGAAGUUGUGAGGGGGGGGAAAAAAAACCUCAACAUAACAUUUACAGAAAUUGUCCAAGCAAUUCUGAUAUUGAGUGUGAAACAUGUCACACACUCCCAAAUAAUGUCUGUGAAGUUAUAUUUGAGAUGUAUAAGGUAAAUAUGAAUAUGAAUCAUGAACGGUGAUGAAUUGAGCUUUUUCUGUAUUCUUUCAGAAUAUGUGUUUUGUAAACUAUUGAGAUGUAUAUCUGUGAGAGGAUUGGCAAUAUGUUGCACUACAUCUUUGAGGUACA
This is a messenger RNA of Sander lucioperca (pikeperch), 3906 nucleotides long. RefSeq names its product excision repair cross-complementation group 5 (gene ercc5). The coding region runs from base 205 to 3645 and encodes 1146 amino acids. The transcript is spliced from 15 exons. Gene Ontology annotation, cellular component: nucleus. Gene Ontology annotation, biological process: nucleotide-excision repair. Gene Ontology annotation, molecular function: DNA endonuclease activity; single-stranded DNA binding. Lineage: Eukaryota; Metazoa; Chordata; Actinopteri; Perciformes; Percidae. The record is from RefSeq and is a predicted model, not a curated record.